AUUGAAUAGUCAAACAACUAGUACUGAUUAUGCGGCUGUAAAUCUCCAGCUCUAACCAAAAUCUAGGGUUUCCAUUUUCUUAAAUUUUCCUCCAAAGUUAUUAAGGCUAAUUCUUGGAGUUCAAGGUACGGUGUAUUAAUUUCUACUUGUGAAUUAAGUUCUUGUAAGAAUUUCCAAUCAUAUGUUUUGUUUCUUUCGCUUUAUACUUUAUUUCUUCUGAUUUCUGCUCGAAUUGGAUUCAAUUGAUUUCUCGGGGGAAAUGAUUGCAAUUUAAUUCCAUUGGGAAGUGAGUAAAAGCUGGACAAUUUUAGAUGGAUGGUAUAGUCUCAUGAGCUGGAAAGAUAGUUUAUUACUCUCGAUCUUGAUCCGAGUCUUUGUUUUUGUGGGAUAUAUUUAAGUUUGAAGUAGACGAAAGUUUGUGGUGUACAUGGAUGUGGAAAGUGAGUGUUUCGUGCGUGAAUCUGGGGAAGAUAAUGAGGUAACGAGGACCAUUUCUGCCACGGAAAAAGUUGGUAAUGCUGUCGAUGGCACCAAAGUGUAUAACAACGGGUUUUCUGUGGUGGAAAACAACGAUAAUAUUUUCGAGGGGGUGGAGGAAAAGGGAAUUGAACAUAAUUCACCUCCCCUUGUGGUGACAUCACAAGUGCCUCCAUCCCCUGUGAUGAUAAAAGGGAAUGGGUUGAGGAAAUGGAGAAGGAUCAAGAGGGACCCCAACAAGGGAGGGGAUAAUAUUUUUGAAACAGGCAAGAUAUUGACAGAGAGUUUGUCUAAUCCAAGUCCAAAUUCAAGUAAACGGAUGCAAUUUUCUGAGGAGAUGAAGCAAAAGAGUGAGGGGUCUGUCUCAUCCACUAAUGCAGUGGAGAGGAAUUUGAAUGGUUUCUUUGUACUUGAUGAUUCUGGGUUGGGUAUUGGUCCUACCCUUUUUGCUGGAAUUGAUUCAGAGAACAGUGGGGAUUCGAGUAACAAGUCAUCCACAGCAGCCAGUGCUCCAAACUCAAGGCAUGAGAUGUGGAGGGUUGCAGGGCUUCCACAAGAUAAAAUCAGGACGAAUAGUCUGAGUGGGAAGAAUUUGAGUAACUCCGCACAGCAUGAUCAGCAGAGAAAUGGUCAUAUUGACACCAGUAAGAAGGCUAGAGGGGACCGUGCCAAAAUCGAAAAAGAAAACUCCCGUUCGAGUGUGGAGUCUGACUUACGAACCUCCAACUUUGCUUUCAUGCAGGGAACUUACUCAGUGAUGUGCAAUGAGAUGCAAAAUGGAAGUUCAAUUAUUCAUGAUGGGCAAAAUGGCAAUGAUUUGUUGUUGGUGGUUGAAGGAGAAAGAAGGGAGAUCCCUGGCUCUGCAGCUGAUCAGGAUCCCCUAAUGGAAUCUAUCAAUGCACUUCAGUCUGCACAAGAAGCACUAGAAAAAGAGGUUCAAAAAUUUAGAGAAAUUGGAAAGGAAGAUGCUCGAGCGGAUGAUUCAAUUCAAGACUUCCCUUCAGAUUGUACAUACAUCGAUCCAAAACUCUAUCAAGCAGAACCCACCGAGCAGUUACAAUCUGGCUUCCAUGCACUCGAUGCUAAGGGAAGUGAACCAGGCAUAAUUCUAAAUAGCAGGUCACUAGAAGAAUCAAUGGAGAAAAGAGAUGUUGAAACAGAACUUGAGGACCUCUUUGAGCGAAAGAUUGAAGCUGAAGUUGAAUAUAUUAUAAUAUCUAGAAUGAUCCAAAAAUUGAAGGUUGUAGUGGAUGGACAGUCUGUUUUAGAAAAGCCGAAAACUCUGGCUUCAGAACAAGCUCAGAUGCUGAACAGGCUUGGAGAUGCAGAAAACAAGGCUACAGCUCUCAGUAAAGAAGCUGAGGAUUUGGAGAAUUAUUGCGAAGAUAUUGUAGGUGCUGAUGAGUCGACGAAGCUGCAGAAUAGGGUGUGCAAGUACACUGCAUGUUUCUUCGUGCAGUUGGUAAUAUUGAUAAUUGUCAUGGGACUCUUUAUUUUGCGGAUAUUACCAAAUUAUACUGGGAUUGUUCCCACUUAGUUUUAAAAAGAGCCUCAUUUCUCCUUCGUCAUCACAAAAUUGGCUUCUGGCCUGAUUCCAAAUCCACUUUGUGACUGAAUGGUCGACUAGCACUUAAUGUAUGGGCUAGCCUCUGGAAUUUAAACUAUACAUGGAUGACUGCAGCAAGCGCAAUCCAGGAUGUGGCACUGGUGGUGGUGUGUCAAGAUAAUUAAUGUGAAGUUAUUUUUUCAUUUUCAAUCACAUGGUCAUUGUUCCAACUUAGAGGCUCUACAGAUGUUUGGGUGGAGUUGGAUUCUACACUUGCAACGCUGUCUGUCACUGGGUAUGAGAAUUGGGCCUUGGAGCUUACAUACUUCAUUCAGGAAAUUAAAAGCUUUUUGCAAUUAUUUUCUCACAGAUUAUACAUGUAAAAUUUUGCCAAGCUUCAGAUUGAUUAAAAAGAUUUAAGGUUCUAGCAUAAGAAUUAGAGGUGCUGUUUUUUCAGUUCAAUAUAUGAUUUUUAGCUUAUAUUUAUGUAAUGGAGGCGUUCAUAUUUUAAUUAUCUCAUUCUAUGUAUAAUUCUCGAAGCUAGGUACCCUUCUCUUC
Molecule: messenger RNA, 2581 nt
Organism: Olea europaea var. sylvestris
Lineage: Eukaryota; Viridiplantae; Streptophyta; Magnoliopsida; Lamiales; Oleaceae
Product: WPP domain-interacting protein 1-like
Exons: 2
Coding region: 428-2014 (528 amino acids)
Source: RefSeq, a predicted model, not a curated record